CUCUCUGGACUGUGUGGCACACACUCUCACACUAUCUCUCUCUCUCACACACACACAGACACACACACAUUCAGCUUUUUGUCGACAUGAGACGGCCAGCGUCACACACACACACACACAGAAAUCAUCUGUGUUGAAUAUGUAGUUGUGGGAGUACAGCUGACGGAUCGGGGCUUCAUCCAUGGAUGUAACAUCUCCGGAGGUUUCCAGUGCGCACCGUGGAUUCAGCGGCGAUCAGAUUGCUCUUCGCAGAGGAAAUACGCCUUCCGAGCCGGAGAGCAACCAAUCAGCCGUGGCGAACCAAAGAUAAACAAGCCUUAUGAAAAGACUAAACUCUCAGGUCGACUCAGGCUGUGAGCAGCCGUGGUGAACUAUCAUGCUGGCCUGUAUCCAGAGACAGCAGAACCUCUCGUCGCAGCGUCUGGCCUGCACUCCCAAAAGCCUCGAUGUUGCUCUGCCGCCGAUCCUGCUGCCAGCACCACCGCUGCAGCCCUGCACCCGCAAAGGCGACUCAGCCUCCAUGAUUUCCCGAUACCCUUCUCCAGCGGAGUUGGACGCUUUCGCCCAGAAGACUGCCAACAGUCCACUGUCCAUCAAAAUCUUUCCGUCCGAUGUGCGGGUGCCGCAGCAGAAGCAACUCAACAAAACCGUCAACGGCUUCGACACCACAGGCCAACGCUACAGCCCGUAUUCACACCCGUGCUCAGGAGGCCACCGGGGCUUGUUGGCUGUCGUCAAAGCCUCCGUGGUGGCCAAAGGUGUGGUGAAAAGCUCCGAGGGCAGGAGGACUAAACAUGCAAAUCCCCAGGCCCCCGUGGCACCGUAUAAUAAUCCACUAAAUAUUGGCUGUGCUGUCAGACACGGGCACAAGGCCUAUCAUGUAAGUGCAUGUAAGCUCUCUGAUGUGCCCAUUGAGACGCUGUGUUCUCGUGCGGGGAUGACCUCUGGAGAUCAGAGCUUGCCCCCCCAGUCUGAGCUGGCAAAGGUUCAAAGCCUGAUGAGGCAGAUGAGCAGAGUGCCCCACAGUCAGGCCCUGCAGCUGGGUGGGGAGGCUCGAGCCAGCCCCUCUCUGCAUGCUGUGGCCGCAGUGGCACAUUCAGACUCUGACUUUGUUCUGGGAGUGCCGCCCCAGAGCAGUCUGGCAUACACAGGAGCGGUGCUACCUACGCAGAGUGCAGAUAUAGCCAAAGCUGGUUACUUGGAGAAGGGAGACUACGCAGUGUGGCAGCACAAGCAUCCUCUUCAGCAGCAGCAGCAGCAGCAGCAGUCGUAUCAGCAGGUACCAGUGAGGAUGUACAGUGUGGGUAAUGGCGCUCAGGGGCAUAGAGCCGCACAGACUGCUGUCGGUCAGUCUCCUUUGACGUGCUCCUCGCAGCUGUCUUACAGGCCGCAUCCUGCCAGUGUGGGUGCUGGGCAGGAGCGAGUCAGCGGCUCCUCUCUGAACUGUGCCCCCAUGCAGGGGGAGUUCUCUGUUGGACAGUACUACGCUCCUCUCUGGGAUAACGUUGUGGCCACCCCCAACAGUGACUGUUAUACUUCUCAGGUGUUGGCGACGGGUACAUGCGCAACCAGGCCUCGAGCCCUGGGCCUGUCCCAUUCCCAUCUCCACCCGACUCAGCAUCAGCGUCACCACCACCACCAGACGCAACUCGCCCCUCCUCUCCCGCCUCACAUCCAGGCCUACGCCACAGACCAAAACCUCUGUUGUGGGCUGCCCACGUCUAGCAUGUGCCACGCUGCAGUACUCAGCAGCAGCCUGCAGUCUCUGGAGUGCCUCAUCAGUGAGAUUCACCCUCCGUGCAUCAAAGAGCGCAUGCUGGGCCGCGGGUACGAAGCCAUGGGAAUGCCUCAACUGCUGGAGCACCACCAGCACACCCACAUGCAACUUCCCGUCUACAGAUAGGACGCGGCGCUGGCACACAGCGGGGCGGUGCAGACCUCUUAUAGACGGUGGAAGUGUGUCAGUACAUACUGUACGUCUGUGUGUGCGUGAAGGAGACAUGCCUUUAAUGUCUGUGCAUGUAGUUCAGCAGAAGGCUUUUGUGUCUACAGCCCGGAGGUAAACGAUAAUCAUGACUUUAGAUAAGUGUUCGUUUUUCCCUUGCUUUCAUUUUUUUGUGUGUUAAACGGCCAUUAAAAGAUUGCCUGCUGUUCUCCGUUUAAUUAAUGCCGAUUUUGGAGCGCCCAAUCAGAGAUUGUGUGUGAUUCUUCUGUGGCCCCUUCAUAUAAAUAUGGGAAAACUCGCUAAACUGAAGUAAUCAUUGGUACCUUUCCUUAAAAACACUUGACUCUGGUAACUGUUUUUUUUGGUUGAUAUAUGAUGUGUUUUACUCACUCGAGAGGGAACAUUCUUUUAAUUAUUAACUGAAAUUGUGGUUUUCUGUUGUUUUUACUGUGAAUUUGAUUUUUGCCGUCAUCAUGCUCAACAUAUUAAGGACUGUUGCAUUUCCAAAUCAACACUGUGGCAUCCACGCCAAGCAUGAUGAGUUGUAUUUUCUUUUCUUUUUUAAAAACAAGGUUGCGUGUGUGGACUUUUUUCCUCUCGAAUGACAAUGUCUCUUCCCCUGGUGGGUUGCGGCACUGUGACACAACACCCGGGAGCAAUGCAGUGCCAUGUUGGAGAGCUUAGGCCCACCUGAAUCAUGUACACUUGUCUUCUUUUUAGGGCUAUAUUAUCUCUGAUGGUGUGAGAUGUGUGACUGAGUAGAUCGAUGUACGUCUGCACUGGUUCUGUAAUACUAUUUAUUUAUGUCGGGCCUGUUGAGUUCCAUAGCAAAACUGUCUUUAUAAUUAUGAAGUGCAAUUAUUAUAUAUGAACAUGUGAAUGCUCUCUCCAUGAAGUACGUUGUUGAAAUAACUACAUUUUGCCCCCCCCCUUUUUUUUUGCCUCUUCUUAAUAAGGAUUGUCAAGUAAACGAAAUUUUCUAAGCCCA
Molecule: messenger RNA, 2933 nt
Organism: Solea senegalensis (Senegalese sole)
Lineage: Eukaryota; Metazoa; Chordata; Actinopteri; Pleuronectiformes; Soleidae
Product: protein FAM222A
Exons: 3
Coding region: 377-1903 (508 amino acids)
Source: RefSeq, a predicted model, not a curated record